Colletotrichum karsti is the source of this 1431-nucleotide messenger RNA. RefSeq lists its product as uncharacterized. The transcript has a single exon. The coding region runs from base 1 to 1431 and encodes 476 amino acids. The record is from RefSeq and is a predicted model, not a curated record. Lineage: Eukaryota; Fungi; Ascomycota; Sordariomycetes; Glomerellales; Glomerellaceae.
AUGGCCCAGCUUUGCGACCUCCCUCCGGAGCUGGUCGUUGGAAUCUUCAAACAGCUUCAUACGAGACAGGCGAUGCAAGAUGUAAUGACAUCCGCGUCAACCGACAAAGCCUUUGCUAUGAUCCUCCGGUCUUCUUGGCAAGACCGUUUCAAUCUCUCAGUGGUCAACCGCAGAUACCACAAGAUAGCCAGACCUCUGGUUUACAAAACGAUCAGCAUCCACAAAAGAGGCGCUCUCCGAAAGCUCGUCUCUCUUUUGCGAUUUCUCAGAGCCAACCCAGAUGUUGCAUCCAGUGUCGAGCAGCUCUAUCUCGAUAUUCGACCACACUCCUCUUACUUCCAGCACGUCAACCCGACCGACGCUGAUACUGUUUUUGAAGCCUCCAAGACUUCGACUAUCGGAGGCAUUCAGUCCUUUUGGAACCACGAGUUGGAGAGGGCAUUGGGCUUUCGGCCUCAGGUACCGGAUACCCUCAAGACCACCCACGAGUGCGCGUGCUUCACGACAAUCUUCAUCCUGCUGCUCCAUAACAUGCGAAAUGUCCACGACCUUGGAAUUGCAGUUAUGCCUGGCUCCUGCAGCUGCUUGAGCCAUAGGAUCAAGGAGAUAUGCCCCAGUUCAGUGGAUUUCUUUGACGUCAUGAACUUGAUAAUGGAAACGAUUGAGCUACCCGAGCAACUGCAUGAUUUUCCAGCAUUCGAAAACGUCAAAGCAGUAGCUUUGAGGUCGAUAGACGGGAUGUCUAACCCAUUUCUUGGGUACCAAGCUGGAGCUCUCUUGAAGAUGAACCCGAACGCAACUUGCUUCUACAUGGAAGGAUGCGACUUUAUCUACAGUCAACUUUUCAAUAUGGGACUCAGCAGCAUCACCCAGCUGACCAUCCAUGGGGUCAAGAUGGACAAAUAUGACUACUUUACAGUGAUCAAGAGCUGCUCGAUGCUUCUGCACUUCAAGUACAUCGCCAAGACCCACAACAAGUGUGACGUGGGAGGCUGCGGCCCAAGCCCGAAGAGAAUCGUCGAGAUGCUUCAGGAGACUGGCCACAACACAACCUUGGUUUCGCUGUACUUGGAUUAUCGCCAAAACGGCGAUUUGUGGCGUCCAGGCUACCCGAGUCUGGCUGAUUUCAAGGCUCUGGACAGCGCGUCGCUCUGCUUCAAUACGACCCCCCUUGAAGACAGUGUUUGGGGCUCAAACCGUAGACCGGCAGAGUCGACUUUGAUGUCUUUGCCCCAGAACCUGAGAAUCCUGCGGCUUUGGGGUAACGGAUGGAGCUCAAGCGCCCUAGAACAGCUUUUCCCGACGAGCGCGAAAUUCCCCAACCUCGAGAGUGUUGACUUUGACUGGGAAGACGGCCAAGUCGAGUAUUUUCGGCAGCGGCUCCGAAACUCAGGCAUUCAGUCGUUGAACGCUGCAGAUUUGACCAGAUAA